Cydia strobilella is the source of this 746-nucleotide messenger RNA. RefSeq lists its product as uncharacterized. The annotation marks the transcript as partial. The record is from RefSeq and is a predicted model, not a curated record. The transcript is spliced from 5 exons. Lineage: Eukaryota; Metazoa; Arthropoda; Insecta; Lepidoptera; Tortricidae.
UUCAACUUUACAGAUAUUUCCGAUAAUGAUCUUACGGGCUCCGAGAGGAUCUCUGCAGCAGUUGAAAUCCUUAUCAACCAGUUGAUCCGUCAGCUAUUCAACUAUAUCCGUCUCAUCAUCAACAAUGGAUCCGUAAUCUUUGGCAUUCCACCUCUAGACCCCUUAUUCUUAGAGGAAUUCCACCUAUACCUUCCAUUGGGACUCGUCAACCUUGAGCUAGACCUGAAGAAUGCCUUGAUGACUGGUAUGGGCGGAUUCGUGGUGCACUCCAGCAGGUUCACGCCGUCGGAUCUGUCCUUCGCGGUGGACAUCUCUGUACCCAGCAUUGUGAUAGAAGCCGAGAGCUACGCUUUGGUUGGAGAUCUGUUAACUGCUAUUCCUCUAUACGGAAAUGGUAAAACAAGAUUCCAAAUUGAUGGUUUCCGCUUCAGUGGAACGUUGCUUCUGAAGCAAUCGGAAGACGGCCGAUCGGUGCUACUCGACAGUGUCAUCAACUCUUCUUACGAGAUUCCUCAUUUCGAGUCUAAGCUGACCGGCGUGAUCGGAGGCGGUAACAUCGACAAGGUAGUGAACGCCAUACUAGAGGACGUGAUCGUCGACUACGCCAACCGCUUCCAGGGCGCCAUCGCCGCCGCCGUGUCGAUCGCGCUACCAGCGGCCGCCAACCCCGUGCUCUCAAAGCUCGACACCUGGAAAUACAUCAAUAGAUUCGUCUAACCUCUCAGCUGCUCUUCAAUAGGACAAGU